UGCAUCUGUGACGCAUUUUCCAAGCGCCGGAAACACGUUCGCGAACGCUGAUGUGUUAUUUUGCAGUAUGUGGUAGUAGUUUAAUUUAGAAGAUUAUUCCUUAAAAAUAAGAAACCGUUAGUUUUUUAGAUGCCUAAAGGUGAAGGCGUCAUCAAAGGGUGAACUAAACGAACAGGCACACAAGAAGAACUCAGGGAAGAUGCCGCCGAAAGGUAAAGUUGGAACCAAAGGAAAAAAGCAAAUCUAUGAGGAAAACCAGGAUACUCUAAAGUUCUAUUGCAGAAUCAUCCUGGGAGCAAACGCUAUUUAUGCAGCAGUCAAUUUCUUGCUCUAUUACAACUCAUCUACAUUUUGGACAUGGUUCUCGCUACUGUUUGCAGUGGCGGUCUACUUUGGCAGCUACAGAUCAAUGUCAGCAAUGGCUAAAUCUACAUUUGCUGAAGAUGGUAGCUUGCUAGAUGGAGGGAUUGACCUUAAUAUGGAACAGGGCAUGGCAGAACACCUGAAGGAUGUGAUUAUCCUUACUGCCAUUGUUCAGGUCCUCAGUACUCUGUCAUCCUACUUCUGGUACUUCUGGCUCUUGGCACCUGCAAGGGCUUUGCAUUUAUUGUGGGCAAACUUCCUGGGCCCCUGGUUUUCUGCCGAUUCACAGGCAGCCCCUGAAGAGAAUGAGAAGAAUGACAAGAAACAGAGGCGACAGGAAAGACGACAGAUGAAGAGAUUCUAGACUCUGUUUAAAAAAAGAUUUUUUUUUACAUUAAUUGUACAAUUACAAAGAACAU
This is a messenger RNA of Rhinichthys klamathensis goyatoka, 782 nucleotides long. It is a transcript of the gene tmem208, whose product is annotated as transmembrane protein 208. The transcript is spliced from 6 exons. Bases 200 to 727 code for a protein of 175 amino acids. The record is from RefSeq and is a predicted model, not a curated record. Lineage: Eukaryota; Metazoa; Chordata; Actinopteri; Cypriniformes; Leuciscidae. Gene Ontology annotation, cellular component: intracellular membrane-bounded organelle. Gene Ontology annotation, biological process: vacuolar protein processing.